UCGUUAAGAGGUGGUGUAUUUGGACUACCAUGGCAUGGGCCGUAAGCAGGGUUGCCCACCUGCCACAGGUGGCUGUUCGCUUCGGCUUUAUGGUGUGGAGGCCGCUGUCACAUCGCCACAUGAGUGUCGCCUCUACAACCGGUUUUAAAGCGGUCGUUUUCGACAUGUACGGCGUUCUCAUUCCAUCACCCGUCCCCAAAGCAACAGAAUGGGAGGACAAGAACAGAGUCCCAAGAGGCACUAUUGGCAAAGCCAUCAGGACAGGAGGAGACAGUAACUCCUGGAGGAGGUUCAUGAGGGGGGAGAUAGACUCUGAAGAGUUUGUGAAAGCCUUCAGCCUUGACUGCAGUAAAAUUGUGGGGUCCCAGGUCCAUGUGGGGUCAUUUCUCUCAGCUCUGACUGACAGUAGUAUGAUGGAGCCUGUCCCCGUGAUGAUGGAGGCGGUGCAGUGUGUCCGCGCCGAGGGCCUGAAAACCGCCAUUCUCAGCAACAACUUCCUCCUGCCAGGGGGGCGGUCCUUCCUCCCUGUGGACCGCUCGCUCUUUGAUGUGGUGGUGGAGUCCUGUAAGGAGGGUGUGUGUAAACCGGAUGUGAGGAUUUAUCGUCUGUGCGCAGACAGACUUGGAGUGUGUCCACACCAGGCUGUUUUUCUGGACGACCUUCACUUUAACGUUGAGGCUGCCGCCCUGGUGGGCAUGCGUGGAAUCACGGUGAGAGAUCCGUUGUCAGCUGUGCGGGAACUGGAGCAGGUUCUGCAGUUCUCCCUGUCUGGGUUUGUUCCAGGAACUUGCUCAGUCAGACCGGGCUACGACCUCCCAGUGAAGGAAUUGAACCAGUACCUGACCCACACUGUUGGGCUGUCGGACCCAGACACUGUCACUCUACAACAGUUCAACAGUGGGGACUUGGGUGCCACUUACCUCCUGAGGACCAGGGGGCGCCGUCUCGUCCUUAAGAAGGGUCCACAGCCAGAGCCUCUGGGGAGGGAACACAGGCUUCUCAAAGCCCUGAAACAAGCCGAAGUUCCUGUCCCAGAGGUCAUUGCUCACUCUGAUGAUCCCAGUGUUUUGGGUGGUGAGUUCUACUUGAGGGAGUACUGUCCAGGUCGGGUGUUUUCUGAUCCCACCCUGCCGGGCUUGGGCCCUGAGCAGCGCAGGAUUGUGUGUGAGGUCAUGAUCCAAACACUGGCUCAGAUACACACAGUGGACCUCAGAACCAGCGGUCUGCAGGACUGCAGAGGUGAGUCAGUGGAGCAGUGUGUUGUCAGAUGGACAGAGCAGUACAGACGGAAUGAGACCCAGCCCAUCUCUGCCAUGGACAGACUGAUAGACUGGCUCCCACUGCAUCUGCCCAAACAACACACACACACGCUACUGCACGGAGACUACAGGCUGUGUAACCUGGUGUAUGGCUCAGAGAUGCCCGAGGUGAAGGCGGUGUUGGGCUGGGGAAAGGCCUCUGUCGGAGACCCCCUCAUGGACGUGGCCUCCGCCUGCUUAUCACUCUACACAUCCACCAACACACAGACCCACACAGGUACUGGUGUGAAGCAGCUUUCCAGUUUGGGCAUUCCCAGUCCAGAGGAACUGUUUGAGCUGUACGGCAGGUGCAGGCUGUUAGAGGAUGUGGCCGACUGGCGCUUCUACAUGGCCCUCUGCUGCUUCUGCCAGGCGAGCGCAUCACAGACGCUGCACAGACACUCGUUCACAGGUACAGACCAGAGCACAGACACC
Molecule: messenger RNA, 1733 nt
Organism: Chanos chanos (milkfish)
Lineage: Eukaryota; Metazoa; Chordata; Actinopteri; Gonorynchiformes; Chanidae
Product: acyl-CoA dehydrogenase family member 10
Exons: 12
Source: RefSeq, a predicted model, not a curated record